AUGACCAAAGUAUUGGGCUACCAUGAGUAUAUCACCCAGGGGAUGGGAUACAUGUACCCUGAGCAAUGCAAUGCGACCCAUUACAACGUGGCCCGUCCAAAACCGCCCAGCGAGACGUUACUUCCCGGUGCUGACAUCAACGCCACUACUUAUCUGAAGGGCGUCAAGAUAGGUUUGGACCUGUUUCCAAAGAUGUCACGGUCUUUCCCGCUUUGGAACAAGACUCUGGACGACGUGGUGUUGAACAAGAUGCACGCUUCGGGUGACCACUUUGCCACCUUUGAGGGGCCCGAAGAGAUUGUGAUGACUUGCAAGAAGUGUUUCACGGAGGUGAAGGCGCUUAUGGAGUGGCAAUGA
Molecule: messenger RNA, 357 nt
Organism: Pyricularia grisea
Lineage: Eukaryota; Fungi; Ascomycota; Sordariomycetes; Magnaporthales; Pyriculariaceae
Exons: 2
Coding region: 1-357 (118 amino acids)
Source: RefSeq, a predicted model, not a curated record